This is a messenger RNA of Malania oleifera, 1093 nucleotides long. RefSeq lists its product as uncharacterized. The coding region runs from base 218 to 970 and encodes 250 amino acids. The transcript has 5 exons. The record is from RefSeq and is a predicted model, not a curated record. NCBI's taxonomy places the organism in Eukaryota, Viridiplantae, Streptophyta, Magnoliopsida, Santalales, Ximeniaceae.
AAGUAAUUCUAUCGCUCAACUCAAUAACGAACUCAUUUAAUUUUUUAUAUUUUAUAAAUAAACAGGCUUUGUAAAUAAACAAGGUUGAUGCUCGAUUCAACUUGACUCAAUAAGCUCGUUUGCAUUCCUCAAUAAGGACUCACCAAUCUCACUUUGGAUAAUCUGCCUCUGGCUUUUUAGCCAAAAAGAAAGGUAACUGUGGAAUUGAAAUGCCAAGAUGCAAGUCCUCGCGGCCUGGGGCUCCCCUCCCUUUCUUCCCGACUCCCCGCGACAAUCAAAUUCCAAACAACAAUUUCCGCCCAAACUCCACUGCAGCAUGGAAAAGCAGAGCCAAACAGGUCUGAGAAGCACUUGGCCAUCCAUCUCCCUCGCCCUCUUCUCAUCAGGCUUCAUCUUGGGUCCUCUCCUCGAUGGAAUCCAUUCAAGGGUUAAUCUCGUCUUCUACCAAAAUGGAUCAAUCGAGGUCGGCCCACUUCACACAAAUAUCUGGGUUCCUCCUUUGCUUGGAUUGUUUUACUGCAGUGUUGGGUUGCUGCAACUCUUCCUGGAUGAGAAGUUCUUCCCUAUGGAGGUUUCAGGGGGGAGAGCCGGGAAAGCAGUGGUUUCGCUCAUAGUUCUGGUGUUAUUUAUUGAAUUGAGUGCCGAGAUGUACAAAGCUGGGGUAGCAGACAAUGUAGAAGCCUACAUACUAUUUGCAGUGGCAGAGUUCAUAUGGUUUGUCCUGGACAGGACAUGGCAGGGGUUCGCCCUAGCUUGCAUUGUAGGAGUUUGCUGUCCGCUGGCUGAAAUUCCCAUAAUGAAGUUUUUUCACCUUUGGUACUAUCCAGGAUCAAACAUUGAAAUCUUCGGUGAGGGAUUAAUCACUUGGACAACCUGUUGCUAUUUUGUUUACACUCCAUUCUUGAUCAAUUUCUCGCGUUGGCUAAAAUCGUUCAUCAUCAAUGCUGGUGCAAAGAAGAAAUCUGCAUAAACAAGUCUUUGAUGUACAUAUUGUUGAACUAAACAAAUCAAAUUCUCCUGAUCUGUAAUGGUUCAUACAGUACUCUUGGGCACUACAAACAACAAAGCAUGAAUUUAGGGUUACAACGCCAAA